Macadamia integrifolia is the source of this 1024-nucleotide messenger RNA. RefSeq lists its product as uncharacterized. Bases 290 to 736 code for a protein of 148 amino acids. The transcript is spliced from 2 exons. The record is from RefSeq and is a predicted model, not a curated record. Lineage: Eukaryota; Viridiplantae; Streptophyta; Magnoliopsida; Proteales; Proteaceae.
UGACUGUUUUCUUUCUUCAGUGGGUAUGAAAAGAUAAUGCUGCCCCUGCUCCGUCCACAGAAUGUUUAAGAUGGGAGUUAACACUAACGUUUAUCUGCGUCAGCAGGAUACCGUUCUUUUUUUCCUCCGCAGGACCUCACACUCUACUUCUUCUAUAGACUUCUAAUCCCUAAAGUCGUCCUUGAGGAAAUUCAGUAGAAGGGUACAAAGAAGACUUGUUCUUGACUGUUAAAUUAAAGGGAAAAGCUAUUGGAAGAAGAUUAUUAUCAUCGUUUGCAGAAGCAGAGAUAUGGCGAAUGAAGGUGUUUCAGGUGAGAGACUGGAAACCUACGGCGACUCUGUUUCUCUUUUCAAAGUUACUCAGCUGUGUGGUUGGUGGAAGAAGCUCGUGGAGCUCUUAUGGUUCUGCGUCUCUAAUGUAUUUUUAAUUUAUAUUCAGGAGAUGUUCGCGAAGCUGGUAAGAGAUCAGAUUGAGGGAAGGUCUGAAGUAAGUUCAAGAGGUGGUGGUGUUUCUCCUCCAUUAGUAUCUGGAUCUGGUACCACACUCAAGUUUCAGACAGUUAAAAAUGGUGUUCAAGAAAAUCUAAAUGAAGGAAGGGUCAAAAUUGGAAACAUAGGGCCAGCUAUUCCAUCUCAUCUAGCUUCAAUUCAUGCGUCGAUGGAGUUUCAGACUGCUGAGGAAGGUAUUCAACACAAUGGAAACUCUGGCGAUGUCGAGCUAUGGAAUUGGGGUUGAAGCUCACAAAAUGCUUAUUAAUAGAGAUGGCCCUAGUUUGGUGUUCUCUGUUUUAUCUCUAGCUACUUCUUCUUCAUCUUUUUUUCUCCUUUGGUUUUUGUUUUGUUUUUUUUUUUUCUUUAAAUUGUUGAGCACCUCUUUGUACUAUGACCCAUUUGCUGUUCUCUGUAUUAUCUCUAGCUACUUCUUCUUCAUCUUCUUGUUUUUUUUCUUUGAGUUGUUGAGCACGUCUUUGUACCGUGACCCAAUUGCUUGACACUAAGUUUGAAAAUACUAUUUGAAUCGCCA